This is a messenger RNA of Polychytrium aggregatum, 4206 nucleotides long. RefSeq names its product Bromodomain-containing protein. The transcript has 7 exons. Gene Ontology annotation, biological process: regulation of DNA-templated transcription; chromatin remodeling. Bases 256 to 3975 code for a protein of 1239 amino acids. Lineage: Eukaryota; Fungi; Chytridiomycota; Chytridiomycetes; Polychytriales. Gene Ontology annotation, cellular component: nucleus; chromatin. The record is from RefSeq and is a predicted model, not a curated record.
AUUCUUCAGCCCGAGAUUACCAUGUACCUUAUCAACCUUUGUCGGUACGAUCCCGACCCGCAAAUUCGGUACCACACUGCCAAGGCGAUGGGCGCGUACAUCAGCGUGGCGUAUGGCCAACUCGCGCAUGCGUCUGGCAAGACGAAGAAGCCCCUUGGAGGAGAUCAGGAUGCGACCGCCCGAGGCAAGUAUAUCGCGAUUGCCGCAUUCCGCGCACCGUUCAGGACGGAGCACCGGGAUUGCGGUGCAUAGCCAAUGACUUGCGGAGAGACAUGGAUGCUCAUGCAAGGAAUUCGCGGCCAACCAGACGACACCUCGGACGAAGAAAUGGAGACCGACGCCGCCGACGGCAAGAAGCGGACUCGGUCUGACAGGCGGAGCUCAAAGCACGCCUGGAAUGAGAUCCGCUCCCUCUUUGAGAACCACCCAGAAUGCACGGAUGCGCUCUGGAAGCUGCUCAACGAUUCAAUGGCGGACCAUCGGCGUCGGGCAUGCCUGCUCCGUCUCUGCGAGAUGACCUUCGAUCCCUCGAUGGAUACAUCCACGGCGGCUGCGCCGCUUCCAAAGCUCAAGAUUACGAUGCGACCGAGUGCACCGCAAACGUCGCUGGACGAGAGCUCGAGCGAGGACGAGGCGCCGACGAUCUCGAAGAAAAUCAAGCUGAAUCACGACUCGUCGGCACCAGCCGAAAGGGCCAUCGCACAGCCUUCCAAAGCUGUGGCAAAAUCUGCAGGCCACAAGCAAUCUUCGGUGGCUACAGUAACCGGCAUCUUAGACACCAAGCAUGUCCCUCCGAUUUCCAUAACGAUCAAGCCACCUGCACAAAAGCCACACGUUUCAGAGUCGCUUCCGGCCCCAAAGAAGACAUCGGACGCCAAGAAGGAGCGGAGGGAGCCGGCGGCCUCAAGCAAGGACACAUUUAUGCCGACGGCCGCGACGGCAGCGACGGUAUCACAGACUGCCCCUGCUGCGGCAUCGGUUCUCUCUCCCACUGCACUUUUGCCGACAAAAACCACUCCCGCUAUCGAUGCAAGCUUCGCUGCCUGUGUGUCCAAGAUGCUGCAGCGUCUACGCAACCAUGUGUCGGUGGGUCCCUUCAUCCACCCAGUCGACGAGGCACACGCACCGCUGUACUAUCAGACUGUGAAGGUCCCCAUGGAUUUAAUGACCAUCGAAAAGAAGAGCGCCAGCGGCGCCUACGAAAACAGCGUCGAGAGAGUCAUCGACGACGUCAACUUGAUCUUCUCCAAUUGCUUCCUGUACAACACCGACGACAGCCCAGUUUCAAAGCAAGCCAAGAAGCUGCAGGUGUUCUUCAACGAGGCUGUCAAGACCGAGAUGCUCAAGACCACGACCGGCAACCCAACCGCCUCGCCUGCUCCCCUCAGCACCGAGCCCCGUGUCGUUGAAUCCAAAAAGCCAUCCAAGCAGACCGGAUUGUCCGCAGACGCGAUUCGCAAGUGCCAAAAGAUCCUGGUGACACUCCAGUACCACCCCGAGGCGUACUGGUUCAAGAUGCCGGUGAACCCCGAGCUGCAGGGAAUACCCGAUUACUUCACGAUCAUCAAGGAGCCCAUGGAUCUGUCCACGGUUCGCAAGAAGUUGGUCCGCCUCGAGUACACAAAUGCGGAUGCAUUUGCAUACGAUGUUCGCCUGAUUUUCUCCAACGCACUGCUCUUCAACGGGCCCCAGUCGGCUGUUUCGAUCAGUGCCGAGAACGUACGAGCCACGUUCGAUAAACUAUGGCGAGAGCGACCCGAGAACUUCUUUCCCAAGAUCCUUGGGAACCCAGCCGCCGCUGGCCGUGAUGGAGAGCGCAUCCUUGUCGGCCAACUCACUCUGCACGACUAUGAGCUCGCCCAGCAGAUACUCGACAAGCUCGAGGCCCACGCCGGGUCCCUGCCGUUCCUCGAUCCUAUUGAUGCUACGCUCUUUGUGACCUAUGCCGAAGUCAUCAAAAAGCCAGUGGACAUAUCUACGAUCCGCGAGCAGCUCGAGAAUGGGGUCUACAAGAGCCUUGGUGCCGUUGAGAACGACAUCAAGCUCAUAUUCGAGAACUGCAUCAAGUUCAACGGCGCUGAUUCUGAGCUUGGCAAGCAGGCGGCCACGCUCAAGACCUUCUUCCGAAAGCAGUGGAGGCUGUUGCUAUCGCCCAAGCCCACACCGACUGACUCUGUUUCCAGCGCUAAGCCCGCGACGCCUGGCAAGCCCACUGUCCAUAAACCUAUUCCUGGAGCCAAGCCGGCGCCUCCUGCCACCCCUGAGACAAGCACUCCAUCCGCGUCGCAUUCGUCUGCGACCGCUUCUGCGUCGGUCCCGAUUAAGCUGUCGCUGGCGACACCCAAGACGAUCAAGGUGGUGGUGAACAAGAAGGACGAGCAGGUCGAGAGCAGGGCGACAUCGGAGCUGCCCAAGAAUCACUCAUUGCCACCACCGCCCAGCCCGCAUCCAGCUGCAGCCUUGCCCAGUGCAUCCAAUAGCACAUACUCUACAAGCAGCGAGCUCACUCCGGCAGCAUACAAGUUGGCUGGGAAGCUUCUCAAGAAGCUCAUGUCACAUCCGUCGGCAUCGCUCUUCUUGGAACCCGUAGAUCCCAUCGCGCUUGGUAUUCCGCAGUACCUGGAAGAGAUCAAGCGGCCCAUGGAUCUCGGGACCAUCGGCAAAGCCCUUGCGCGACAUGAAUUCAAGACCUAUGGCCAGCUGCACGCCGAUCUGCAGCUGGUCUUCGACAACUGCUUCCAGUUCAACCGGCCGGGCGACUGGGUCUACUCCCAAGGAAAGAACCUCGAGGCGUUCUUCCACGAAGAAUGGCGGACGUUUUUCGGAGACCUGUCGAAGGGCGGAUCUGUCAAAUCCUCGUCUUCGAUCAAAGUGGAGCAGUCCAGUGCAGUUUCUGCGGCCAGCACCACGGGCGACAACGGCACCUCGACGGAGGGUCUGGACAAUGUGAUGAAGCGCAUUCUAGAGAUGCUGAAGCAGCACGCAGAUGCCCUCAUUUUCCUGAUGCCAGUUGAUCGCUCGCUGUAUCCCGAUUACGACGCAAUCAUCAAAAAGCCCAUGGAUCUGGAAACUAUGGGACGAAAGCUUGCCCAGCACGCGUAUCGAACCUUGGGAGAGUUCGAAGCCGAUUUUACUCUAAUGAUCACAAACUGCUUCAAGUACAACGCGCCAAACAGUCUUGGAUACAAGGCAGGGCUGUCGCUGCAAAAGUACUUCUCCAAGGAAUGGAAGAAGGCCGCCUCUGGGCUCGUUGGCGUCAAGCACGAGUCGCCGCAGCCGGCUGGGGGCAUGCCUUCGCCAUCGGUUAAAGCCAAGCGCGCCGAUGCUGCUGGUACACCAAAGCCCAAAGCCAAGGGCUUUGGCCAACCCAUCCAGUCCGAGUUUUGUGAAGGUACCAUCAAGAAACUGCUGCGGCACGCAUUCUCGGUUUCAUUUGCACAGCCGGUGCCAAAGGACACGCCUGGGUACUAUGCUCUGAUCAAAAGGCCCAUGGAUCUCGGGACGCUUCUGGCCAACCUCCGAAGUGGCCAGUAUGCGACCCAGACAGACUUCCAUGCGGAUAUGAAGCUCAUCUUCCAGAACUGCUACCAAUACAACAUGCCGGGCACGGACAUUGUCAAGUGCGCCGAAUUCCUGGAGCGGCUCUUUGAUGAAACGUGGGCCUCUCAGCCGACGCACCCAGAAGCUGCGUCGACACCAUCCAGAGAAAGCACCCACAAGGAGGCGGAUCGGAGCCACACAAAGCCCAAAAAAGAGAAGAGUGAAAAGAAGCACAAGAAGGAAAAGCAUGCACACAGAGACCAUCUCGCAGAUGGAGGGCUCUCUAGCGGCGGCGAGGACAUGCCACAGCACGGCGGAAGCAACGGCAAUGACCACAGCAACAGUAGCGGCGGUGGCAGUGGCAGCGGUGCCGCAUCAGGCAGCCAGCGCGAUGGCCCAAUGCUCAAGCUGACCCUCAAGUUGUCCAGCAAGUGAUCCUCGCUAGCGCUCUGCUCAGAUGCCGAUAGCUGCUGAGGCGACACUGGCUGGUGGACACUGGCUGGUCGACAAUCGGACCAGCUCUACACUCGGGCAAGCCCGCACACGUGGUCGAUAAUAUGUGACUUGACAUCAAUUCUCUGACGCAGAAUCACCCGAAACACCACAGAGUUCACCGUGGACGUGAGUGUCGCGGGGUGCGGCGUCAUACAACAGGGAAUCAGCAGA